AAGGGCGCUCAACUAACCUCCAAGGUCACCAACAUUCCUCCAGUGGCUGCUUCGAUUUUAGGCUAACGUUACUGGCUACAUACACAACAAAGCCCCCCAGUUUGUCCUUCAAAACCCCAAAAUUCAAUACAACCCGGCUAAAUCUCCUUCCGCCACCAAGACAUCUGGAAGCUACAAACCCCCGAUUAAUUGCAAUUGCAGUGCUCCUGCUUGCUUGACAUCGACCUACCUUCAUGCGUUGUGCCUUCCAGUGUCAUCCGGAAUGCAAAAGGGUAGUGUGAUGCAACCCUUGGCUCAUAGUCUAAACCAUUUGGGAACACCCAUCUUCCUCCGGGCCAUCGUUUCAUACAUUCGGAGUGCCUACCCUUCUCUUCCUCUAGAUCCGGUCAUCUUUCAAUCCAUCUUUGUGUGUCUGAUAGCUGGAAACAAGCAUUUGAUUCUUCGUACAUCUGAGGAUGAUGUUGCUCUUGUUAUGAGAAUUGCUGCUAAGAUAUUAUCCUUAGUUUUUGGUUUGGCGACUCAUAGGCUACGCAUACGCGCCAAGGAGCCCGCUCUUUCCGCGUCUGUCGGUCCGAACUCCUUCCUCCGGUCGUUGUUCCUGCCCAUUUUUCCUUCCAACGCAAACGUUGGGAGUAAUGGGUCGAUCUAUAAUUCGCAAGAUGAUUCAUCCACCGUGACCGGUCGCAAAGGAAGGAAACGCCGGCAGAGGCGUGUCUCCUCACGUUCACACUCACGUCCAACUACUGGUCAAAGUAAAGCCAACCAGUUCCCUCGCUCUGUAUCCUAUCCCAACGACAUAUCGCUUCCAAAGCAACCGCCAACCGGAAUAAACCCCGACCCAUCUUGGGAUCAUCAUAUACCUCAAAGCCGCUCUACACCGUCAAACCCGUUUGCUUCCGAUUCAGUCAAGUCUUCGUCCGCUCUAACCUCACCAACCUUUCCUCACUCUCAUUCCGAUCCAUCUCCGAUCCGUCCCCGCGAUAUUUCCAAUCCACAAGUACCGAAAGCACUUGUCAUUUCGGGACUGGAGAAUGCAAGCUUCCUCGCCCAAAGAGCACUGACAACGGUACUGACCGAAAAGCAAGUUGUCCUUGACGGACUGAUUCCGAAUGAAGGCAGUGGCGCAGAUUCCAGACGUUCGCGAUUCAUCAAUGAAACCAAGGGUAUCCAGGAACAUGAUAUCGACGGUGUUUGGCCACUCCCGGACGACUUUUUUCUCCUAUACGUCUGCCCACUCAAUGAAUGGGAGCGGCCUGACAUCCACAAGACAUUGGUCGGUUGAUCUUCACAUGAUGAUCUUUUAGCUGAUAUUAUGUUUGCUAGCUGGACAAAUUCGCCAUGAGCGCCACUGUAACACUUCAACCAUCAACACGUUCCGCCGCUAGUACCUUGUAUCGUCCACAUUCGUUUCGUGGAUCUCCCGUAUUAUCGCCUGUUCCGCUGGGACCAAAUCAUGCGCCCGCUUCCUCACCUCCGUUUUUCACUCAGUCGUUACCUGCUCGUCAGUGGUCUCCCAGCCCACACGCCUCCGCAGCGGCGGUCAAUACAUCUCUGAUUAGCAUGCAAUUCAUUUAUACUCUUCGGGAGGUUUGCUCAAGAGUUCACUUUCCUCCACCUCUUAAUCUGUACCUAUUAAAUCUGUUCUCUGCCGCGACAUAUCAUCCGCAACUGGAAGGAAGACUAUUAACUGCGGUGUCGACGAAGAAUGCCUACGAUUUAUGUCGUGCGUGGCGGGUGCUCAAAGGCGAUCCGACCGGAACGGAACUUGUCGAAGAUACCGUCCUCGUUGAGGAUGAGGCCCCCGCAGAUGCCCCGGGUAAUGAAGCCAUUGCCAUCGGGAGCGAAGAUAUCACCCACUUCAAUGAUGAUGCGGCGCACCACUUGGGGCUGCAGAUGGAGUUGGGUAGUGAUGAAGACGAGUAUAUUCAAGAGGAUGUAUUCGACUUGCCGAUUCUCGAGGUAACUCAGUCAGACGUUGCGAGGAUUGUCCCUCGAGUUAUAUCUCACAGAGUCAGAGUUCGUAAUGGUCCGCAAGACGAGGUUCUAGCCAGUGCGAUGUUCGGGGCAGCUCUUCCUUCCGAUGAUCUCGACGGCAGAAAUCGUGCUGAGCGGGGAAUACACGGGAACAAGAUCACAGUUAAGGAUAUCCUCGUUAGUGUACUGCAGGAGGUGUAGUUCUCUAUCUUUGUGAAUGAUGCACAGAAGUGGAGACAAGGCUCGACGAUGACCAGC
Molecule: messenger RNA, 2232 nt
Organism: Marasmius oreades (fairy-ring Marasmius)
Lineage: Eukaryota; Fungi; Basidiomycota; Agaricomycetes; Agaricales; Marasmiaceae
Exons: 2
Coding region: 263-1282 (339 amino acids)
Source: RefSeq, a predicted model, not a curated record